This is a messenger RNA of Trichoderma asperellum CBS 433.97, 1611 nucleotides long. The record is from RefSeq and is a predicted model, not a curated record. Lineage: Eukaryota; Fungi; Ascomycota; Sordariomycetes; Hypocreales; Hypocreaceae.
AUGUCUCCCGCCGCCGUCACGGAUCUGCCUCCGGUCAACGCCGGCCUCCCCGAGUCCCGCGUCCUCAUCAUCGGCACCGGAGGCACAAUAUGCAUGCAGGAAGGCCCCGAUGGCCUCGCGCCCAGCGACGGCUUCUUGGAGAGCGCCAUGGCGCCCAGGACCGUGUUUAAUGACAAUUCAGAGCCAAUCAAACUCCAAGCCCGCCGCAACGGCCAGCUCAUCCAGCUCGACUCCCUCAGAACCCCCCCAACCGCCUACCAGCGCCACAUCCGCUACUCCGUCAUGGAGUUCAACCCGCUCCUCGACUCCAGCAACAUCUCCGCCGCCGACUGGGCCGCAAUGGCCACCGCCGUCCAGGAAAACUACCACCUCUUCGACGGCUUCGUCAUCCUCCACGGCACCGACUCCCUCGCCUACACGGCCUCGGCCCUGUCCUUCAUGAUGGCCAACCUGGGCAAGCCCGUCAUCCUGACCGGGUCGCAGGCGCCCAUCUUCGCCCUCCAGUCUGACGCCGUCGACAACCUUCUGGGCUCGCUCAUCAUCGCCGGCACCUUUGUCAUCCCCGAGGUCUGCCUCUUCUUCCGCGACAAGCUGUAUCGCGGCAACCGCACCACCAAAGUCUCCGCCACCUCCUUCGAGGCCUUUGCCAGCCCCAACUGCGAGCCCCUGGCCAAGGUAAACGGCCUCGGCAUCAGCGUCAACUGGCCGCUGGUCCUUCGUCCCACCACCAUUGCCGAGUUCAAGGUCUUCAAGCACCUCGACACCACGCACGUCGCCUGUCUGCGCGUCUUCCCCGGCAUCAAGCCCGAGAUGGUCGACGCCGUCCUCCAUCUGCCCGACCUCCGCGGCAUUAUCCUCGAGACCUUCGGCAUGGGCAACAUCCCCGGUGGUGUUGACGGCCGCCUCAUGGAAGCCAUCCGCUCCGCCGUCGAGCGAGGCAUCAUCGUCGUAAACGUCAGCCAGUGCGUCAACGGCUUCGUCUCCCCCGUCUACGCACCCGGAACCAAGCUCGGCCGCCUGGGCGUCAUCUUCGGCCUCGAUCUCACCGCUGAGGCCGCCCUCGCCAAGCUCUCGCACCUCAUCGCCCUCCCCAACCUCACCCAGAAGGACAUCGCCAGCGAGUUCUCGCGCUCUCUCCGCGGCGAGAUGACCGAGAUUGCGCACCAGAGCUUCUCCCACCCGACAAAGCCCAUCGACUGCAGCUCUCGCCUCACCCCCAUGGAGUCUGCCUUCACGGCGCUCGGCUACGCCAUCCAAAACGGAGAGAUCCAGGUCGUCAAGGAUCUCCUCGACGGUGACGGCAACCAGCUCCUCAAGACGGCCGACUAUGCAGGCAACACCGCCGUCCAUCUCGCCGCCGUAUCAGGCAACUCCGAAAUCAUGCUCGAGCUCCUGAAGCGCGGUGCGAGCGUGCACCAGCGCAACAGGGCAGACAACUCGCCUCUGUUCCUAGCGACGCUGUCGGGAAAAGACGACUGCGCCAAGCUUCUCAAGACGGCAGGCGCCCAUCUUUCCGUCGAGGAGAUUGAGAGGGGGCCCCUGGCCAAGUAUCGUCGAGAGCGCGAAGUGCCAGCGAAUGAAGGAGAGCCCCAUUCCAUUUCCUUUGCUUGA